UUUAUUUGAUUGGUUUAGAGGAUGAUCACAUGGCCAAACGUACUUUACGGCUAGUCGUGUCUCGAGAGCGUUCCAGAAAAUAUCAGCAAGGAAAGAAUACUUCUUGAUCUUCUAUAGUUUUCUGGAAGCAAAAUGAUUGAGGUGGUUUGUAACGAUCGCCUGGGCAAGAAGGUUCGAGUCAAAUGCAACUCAGAAGAUACCAUUGGAGAUCUGAAGAAGCUCAUCGCUGCUCAGACUGGAACGCGACAUGACAAGAUUGUGUUAAAGAAGUGGUAUACCAUAUUCAAGGACCACGUGACUCUUGGUGACUAUGAGAUCCAUGAUGGGAUGAACCUGGAGUUGUACUACCAAUAGAGGAGCAGAAGGAGAAGAUGCUUACACACGCACGCACACACACGCACGCACGCACGCACGCACACACACACACACACACACACACACACACACAGAUUAAGUCUGCUACAGGGAACCAUGUGGGUCACAUUACACCAUCUCCUGAGCACGACACAUACUGAUUUUACUAAGUUCUACGUGGAACCUGGAAUUAUCGUGUGAAAGAUGUUCUUGAAUUACUAUUUUGUUUUUGGUAUUUUUUAAAUAAAUCUGGUAAUCCCCACAACAGUCAA
Molecule: messenger RNA, 626 nt
Organism: Nothobranchius furzeri (turquoise killifish)
Lineage: Eukaryota; Metazoa; Chordata; Actinopteri; Cyprinodontiformes; Nothobranchiidae
Gene: ubl5
Product: ubiquitin like 5
Biological process (GO): mRNA splicing, via spliceosome; protein modification process
Cellular component (GO): cytoplasm; nucleus
Molecular function (GO): protein tag activity; protein binding
Source: RefSeq, a predicted model, not a curated record